This is a messenger RNA of Leucoraja erinaceus (little skate), 891 nucleotides long. Its product is annotated as cGMP-dependent 3',5'-cyclic phosphodiesterase-like. The transcript is spliced from 9 exons. Gene Ontology annotation, cellular component: cytosol; synaptic membrane; nucleus. Lineage: Eukaryota; Metazoa; Chordata; Chondrichthyes; Rajiformes; Rajidae. Gene Ontology annotation, biological process: negative regulation of receptor guanylyl cyclase signaling pathway; cGMP catabolic process; positive regulation of gene expression. The record is from RefSeq and is a predicted model, not a curated record. The coding region runs from base 82 to 891 and encodes 269 amino acids. Gene Ontology annotation, molecular function: 3',5'-cyclic-AMP phosphodiesterase activity; 3',5'-cyclic-GMP phosphodiesterase activity; 3',5'-cGMP-stimulated cyclic-nucleotide phosphodiesterase activity.
GACCAUCGAGGGACCAACAACUCAUUCCAAGUGUCUUCGAAGUCGGUGUUAGCCGCGCUGUACAGCUCGGAAGGAUCAGUCAUGGAGAGACACCAUUUUGCUCAAGCCAUCGCCAUUGUGAACAGUGAAGGGUGCAACAUCUUUGAGACAUUUUCCCGGAAGGACUACACGACCAUGCUGGACUUGAUCCGAGAAAUCAUCUUGGCGACCGACAUGGCUCACCACAUAAAGAUCUUUCCGGAAAUCCAGCAAUUAGUUAAAGCUUACAACAAGGACAACAUCAAACAUCGCAACCUGCUCCUGUUCUUGAUGAUGACCACCUGUGAUCUCAACGACCAGACCAAGGGCUGGGUGACCACCAUCAGAACGGCGGAAUUGAUUUAUAAAGAAUUCUUUUCACAAGGAGAUUUGGAAAAGGCGAUGGGGAACCGUCCGAUUGAUAUGAUGGAUCGUGAUAAGGCUUUUGUUCCCGAUCUCCAAAUCAACUUCAUGGAACAUAUUUGCAUUCCAACCUACAAUCUGUUGAACGACAUCUUCCCGAAAGCGGCGCUGCCCUGCCUGCAAGUGAAGUCGAACCACGAAGAAUGGCGGCGUGUGGCGCCACAGUUCACCUUCACCGGCCUUCCGAGCAGCGGCAACCUGGACUUUCUCAUGAAACCCGAAAUCACCGACUCGCCCGCCGCUGCCCCCUGUUGCCCCCGCCACCCCCCCCCCCCCUGUCCCCACCCCCCUGCCACCAUCACCCCUACUGCAUGGACCCUGGACAACCCGCCCGGGGAGUCGCUAGUUGAGAGGCAGGGUGACGCCUCAGCUUACUCGCUGACGGGUCGGGGAAUAGGGUCGGGAGUGCCGGUGUUCCCGGGAGUCGGAUUUGGAGAUCGGAUAAGCUGA